AUGGUUGCCCACGCCACCCCCCAUCUCGAUGCCCUCCAGCGCGACGGGUUCGUCAAGAUAAGCGGUCUGCUCAGUGCGACGGAGAUCGAGACGCUGAAAGAGACAGCCACGAACGCGACGACGAUGACCCGUGCAGGUCGCUGGCCUCAUUUCCGUACCGUGCCCAAGCAGUUCCCCCCCUGGCCGACAGCCGUGCCGCCGGCCUCGGAGGGAGGCAUCUGGGGCGUGCAGCACCUGCUGCAUCCCGAGAUGCCUGGCCGGGAGGAGUUCGCACGUUGUUACUUUUCCGACAAGGUGGUAGCGGUGGUUGAGGAGCUCCUGGGGGUGCAGGACCUGACGAACAAGGAUGAUGACACCCAUGAGGUUCUGAUUAUGGAGCUGUUCAAUCUGCUGGUGGCACCGGAAACCAAGGACUUUGAGCUGCGCUGGCACCGGGACGGGAUCCCCGAGACGGUCAGCCCGGAGGAAGAGCUGCGGCAGCUGCAGGAGAAGAGCCCCCAGGGUCGCCAGGCGCACGCCCAGUAUAACCUGGCGCUGUGCCCGGACAUGUCGUUGAUCGUGGUUCCCGGCUCACACCGACGCGUGCGGACAGAGACCGAGCGAACGGCGGACCCGUACGCGGCUUACCUGCCCGGUCAACUGGUGGUCGAGCUGCAGCCGGGCGAUGUGGUUUUCUACGACAGCAAUAUCCUGCACCGCGGGGUGUACAAGGCGAAGGCCGCCGGCGGGCCGGAGACGCGGCUCACGCUCCAUGGCUGUCUGGGCCUCAAGGGCGCCGACUCGGAUGCGGACAAGAAGGCACGCGCAACGGCCGUCCUGCAGCACGGCGUGGGCGCCUGGGUGUACCGCGACGAUGCGACGUUCGGCAUGGGCCAGCGACCGGAGAGAAUGAGGGCCAAUCUGGUGGCGAUGGGGAGGGGGGAGGGAGUGGGAUAUUCACUUCAGGGGUAG
Messenger RNA from Penicilliopsis zonata CBS 506.65, 951 nucleotides. RefSeq lists its product as hypothetical. The record is from RefSeq and is a predicted model, not a curated record. Lineage: Eukaryota; Fungi; Ascomycota; Eurotiomycetes; Eurotiales; Aspergillaceae. The transcript has a single exon. The coding region runs from base 1 to 951 and encodes 316 amino acids.